AUGAUCCCAGCAUGUUUCAGCAAUCCCAGCACACCCUCAAGUACCUCUCAAGUACCUCAGAAUCUCAUCACUUGUAUCUACCAAACUCAACUCUGCAACUCACCCACCUAUCUCACCCUCACUUGGUCGAAAACUCCCUUCUCUCACUCCCUAACCAUCUACGCAGCUGAUUCUUUCUCCAUCACUAUCUCUUUAUACCCAUCAACCUUUUCCUUCUUUAGAAACAAACCAGGCUCCAAAUCCAUCUACUUGACCCACCACCAUUACCAAAGAAUCAAGCUUUACUGGGACUUCACUCGAGCUGAGUUCACUCACAACUCGGCCGAGCCCGAAACUUGCUUCUACGUUGCCAUUUCCUGCAAUGCAAGAUUUGAAUUCUUUCUUGGUGAUCUUUGCUCCGAGUUGACUCGGAGGUCCGGGCUGGUCUUGGCUCGCCAACUCGGUCAGGAGCCGGCUCUGUUGUCUCGGAGGGAGCAUGUGUUUGGACGCAAGAGUUAUGUGUCCAGGGCUAAUUUCUUGGGGUCCAUCCAUGAAAUUGGAAUAGAGUGUAGCGGGGGCAUGCUUGUAGUAAAGGUUGAUGGCGAAAUGAGUCUUGUUAUUAAAAGGCUGGCAUGGAAAUUUAGAGGAAAUGAAAGAAUCUAUGUUGGCGGGCUUGAAGUUGAUUUCUUUUGGGAUGUGUUCAAUUGGGUCAACAACGACAACAACAACAGCAGCAAUUACAGUAGUCUUGGCGGUGCUAAUGGUCAUGGUGUGUUUAUUUUUCAAGUUGGUGAUGGUGGUGUAUGGCCUGAAAUGGUUGGUCCAGAGAAGAGAUUGAUGAGGAAGAGUAUGUCCAUGGUGGGGCCCGCGUCGGCUCCGCCGGCAAUGUCGUUGUCAUCUCCUUCUCCGUCGUGCUCUAGCGUGUUGCAAUGGGCGGAGGAGAGUAGUGAUUGUGGAAGAAGUUCGUGUUCUUCAUCUACUACUAGGUCAUGUGGGAGCAAUAUUGGGGGGUUCUCUUUGUUGUUGUAUGCUUGGAGGAAGGACUGA
This is a messenger RNA of Dovyalis caffra, 1026 nucleotides long. The record is from the annotation of a GenBank genome assembly. NCBI's taxonomy places the organism in Eukaryota, Viridiplantae, Streptophyta, Magnoliopsida, Malpighiales, Salicaceae.